AGUCGACCCGCCGGCGACGAUGGAUUUACAGCAAAAGCAGGCUUGUUGGAAAGUUGAACUCGAGGUUUUAGAUAACGAUUCUUCAUGGGUCAGUAAAUUUGAUCCUUCCAAGAAGAAGAAGAAGAAGAGGAAGCCUCUGAUACGCGAAGACGACAUCUUCUUCCAGAAAGGAGGAGACUUUACCGAGGAUAACGCUCCACACUGUCAAUCUGGCCGGAACUUUGAGCCAGACUAUGGCUACAAAGAGCUCUUGAGUAUGGUGUUUAAUAGGCUUCGUGACGAAGAUCUCGAGGUUUCAACAGAGAGGCCAAGAACAGUGAUGAUGCCUCCUCGGCUCCUUGCACAAGGGACUAUAACACUUUGUUUAAACUUUGCUGAUCUCUGCACAACGAUGCAUAGGAAGCCAGAUCAUGUCAUGAAAUUCUUACUUGCCCAAAUGGAGACAAAAGGAUCGCUGAAUAAACAACAGCGGCUAGAGAUGAAGGGUUUAGUGUCUUCUAAGGUUUUUCAAGCUGUGUUCCGGAAAUACAUUGAUGCGUUCGUAAUCUGCAUCUGCUGCAAAAGUCCUGACACAUCUCUUGCGGAGGAGGACAAUGGUCUUUUUAAUCUCAGAUGUGAGAUGUGUGGUUUAGUAGCGUCAAUUGACGUUUAUCUCUUUGCUUUUGGGCUGAAACCUAGGAACGUUUUCCUUGCCUUAGCUCUCGCAGACUUGGACAGCGAGUCCCACGGGGUUAACUCAGAAUCAGUAGGAGAAGAAGAAUGGGAGAUGGUGCAGAGGAAAGGGAUGCAAUUCAUCCUAAAUGGACAACCAUUCUAUGUGAAUGGCUUCAACACAUACUGGAUGAUGACUCUUGCAGCUGACAAUUCCACGAGAGGCAAAGUGACGGAAGUGUUCCAACAAGCCUCCGCGGUUGGAAUGACAGUAGGCAGGACAUGGGCUUUCAACGACGGCCAAUGGAGAGCUCUCCAGAAAUCUCCCUCUGUUUACGAUGAAGAGGUCUUCAAGGCCCUCGACUUCGUGGUGAGCGAGGCCAGAAAGUACAAGAUCAGGCUUAUACUGUCAUUGGUCAACAACUGGGACGCCUAUGGCGGCAAAGCUCAGUACGUUAAAUGGGGCAACGCCUCCGGCCUUAAUCUCACCUCCGACGACGACUUCUUCACCAACCCCACCCUCAGAAACUUCUACCAAUCCCAUGUCCGGACAGUGCUGAAUAGAGUCAACACCUUCACAAACAUAACUUACAAGAACGACCCCACCAUCUUCGCCUGGGAACUCAUGAAUGAGCCUCGUUGCCCCUCUGAUCCCUCCGGUGACAAACUCCAGUCUUGGAUACAAGAAAUGGCGGUGUUUGUGAAGAGCUUAGACGCUAAACAUUUGGUGGAGAUCGGACUUGAAGGCUUCUAUGGUCCCUCUGCCCCUGUGAGAACCAGAUUCAAUCCCAACCCCUACGCUGCACAAGUCGGAACUGACUUCAUCAGAAAUAAUCAGGUUCUUGGCAUCGAUUUUGCUUCGGUUCACGUCUAUCCAGAUUCCUGGAUAUCUCCGGCAGUAUCAAAUUCUUUCCUGGAAUUCACUAGCUCUUGGAUGCAAGCUCAUGUGGAGGACGCAGAGAUGUACUUGGGAAUGCCGGUUCUGUUCACAGAGUUUGGUGUGUCUGCACAUGACCCUGGUUUCAACUCGUCUUUCCGUGACAUGAUGUUGAAUACGGUGUACAAGAUGACCCUCAACUCAACAAGGAAAGGAGGGGCUGGUGCCGGGAGUCUGGUCUGGCAGGUCUUCCCUCAAGGGGCAGAGUUCAUGGAUGACGGCUAUGCGGUUUACCUCACAAGAGCUCACACCGCUUCAAAAAUCAUAUCUCUGCAGUCGAAGCGACUAGCCAUCUUCAACUCCUUGUGUAGCUGGAGAUGCAGGUGGGGAUGCAAGAAAAAGAAUCACACUGCUCUUGAUGCCCUCCUCACGCACGACGAGCUUUAAUGUGAAUCACAACUACGUGAAUACAAAGAUCAGUGUAUACAAGUGUUUAAUAAAUAUUAUAUAUGUGAAGAAUGAAGAUGAUUGUUUAAACAUACCUUGGAGGGAGAUUCCAGAGCAAUAUCAAUACAAACAUACCUCUGCAGCCUCUGAAUAAGACCUGAUGACGGCU
This is a messenger RNA of Arabidopsis arenosa, 2144 nucleotides long. Lineage: Eukaryota; Viridiplantae; Streptophyta; Magnoliopsida; Brassicales; Brassicaceae. The record is from the annotation of a GenBank genome assembly.